AUGCUCAACGAGGUAACAUCAGAUUACAUUGAAUUAUUCUCAUCAGGCUCAAAUUCACAUGGACAACUUGGCACAGGACAUACAGAAGACUUACAAGAAUUUACUUCAAUCGAACGAUGGUCAACUUCAACUGAAAUCCUUAGUUUUGCAGCAGGAGCUCGUCAUUCAAUUUUCUUAAUCAGAAAUCAACUUGAUGGGUUUCCAAAAAUACUUGGAUCAGGGGAUAGAACUAAUUUUCAACUUCCAAUUAAUUCUGAUAGGACAACUGAAACGCGGUUGACAGAGAUUGACUAUCAAAACUUGAUCUUAUCAAUUCAAUCAAUCGAUCCUGAACUUAGGGAAAAACUUCUUUCUUCUUAUCAGCCUACAAUUGUUGGGUCAAGUUGGGAGACUAGUUUUGUCAAUCUUGAUCCUAUCAAAGAUCGUUGUUCUGAAAAUGAUUCAAGCGUACUCGUCUCAUUCGGUUCGAAUGAUUUCGGUUUAAGAGGAACUCAAAAUGGCUCUGUCACUAGGUUAGAAGAUCCCAGCAUUGUCGAAUUCAAUAUCCCUCCUCGAUCCGCGUUCAGGAUCUCAAAUCUAGUCGGCGGACCUAAGCACGUCAUUGCGGUUGUCUCGAUACGCUCGUUCGAUUCAAAUACAACCUCUGUAGAGAUAAUUGGUUGGGGUGCAGCUCGGCACGGUCAAUUGGGCAGCUCGGAGACGAGAGAGAAACCUUUUAAGACACUACCACCUACGCGUAUCAAUCUUUCAUUUGAACUACCUCGAGAUACGGAUUCAAUCAAGAUCGGCGUUGGUAAAGAACACACGGUGAUCGCUUGCCCGGGUCAUAUCUACUCACUUGGUAAUCACAAAUAUUCACAAAACCAAAUCCCAGAAUUUGAAUCAGAAGAUCACAUACUUGACGUCCAGUGUUGUUGGAAUACCACUUUCUUUUUAAAACAACCUGCAAUAGGAAACGAGCCGCCAUCUUCAUGUUUACUCUUAGGGUUUGGUAAUAACUCUCAAGCUCAACUUGGGUCUCUUGAUCCAAACAUCUUACUUUCAGAAACCCAAUUAAAUGGAUCACCGAGCUCGAUAAAACUAGCAGUCGGCUCUGAACAUGCGAUGGUUUCGGCUCGAUCUGAUCUUAUUUAUGGAUGGGGAUGGAAUGAACAUGCCACAUAA
Molecule: messenger RNA, 1164 nt
Organism: Melampsora larici-populina 98AG31
Lineage: Eukaryota; Fungi; Basidiomycota; Pucciniomycetes; Pucciniales; Melampsoraceae
Exons: 2
Coding region: 1-1164 (387 amino acids)
Source: RefSeq, a predicted model, not a curated record